GGCAUUUCUUUAGCGCGAGAUUCCCAGGGAAGUGGCACUGCUGUCCCCAGGCGGAGCGGGAGAGAAAGGUCCUGUGGCCCAGAUUGCACUGGGACACCGGAGGCAGGCGCGAGCUGGGGACAGGAGGCGUGCGACACAACAAAAGCCUAGGUGCCCGGGCUGUGGAGCACGCGCGCGCGCCGACAGGCUUGACAUGGCAAGUUUGUCAACUGUGGGCUCCGAGGCCAGCUCCUUGCUGCCCCCCAAGUGACGGCAUUGCAGGGUCUGCCCUCCAAGGCGGGCAGCCCCCACCACGACCUGGGCCCUCUGCAAAAUGCUACCCCGCAGGCCAGGGAGAAGCUGGCUGUGGCCAGGCUGCAGAGAGAAGUUGCCCAAAGGACAAGCCAAGGGGCCAUGCAGGAGAAGCUGAUACAUGAGUUGGAAGAGGAACGACAGUUGCGGCUACAGAGUGAGGAACGGUUGCGGGAGGUGACCCUGGAGUCAGAGCGCAACAGGAUCCAGAUGCGCGGCCUACAGCAGCAGUUUUCCAGAAUGGAAGAAACUGUCCGAAGUCUGUUGCAGAGCCAAGGAUCUCCAGAGCAGAAAAAGGAAGAACCUGCUAAGAUCACAGCCUACCAGGAAAGAGUAUCUGAAGAAGAGAGAAAAGAGCAAGCAGCACUGGGUGAUCUCCGUGUGGAGGCUGAUGAGGACUCAAGGAGCGAACACAGCAGUACUGAGGGGGGGAAAGAAGACAGCAGACUGCUCCUGAAGAGACUGAAGGCUUUGGAGGCGGAGAAUUCAGCCCUGGCGCUGGAAAACGAGAAUCAGAGAGAACAGUAUGAGAGAUGUCUUGAUGAGGUAGCCAACCAAGUUGUUCGAGCUCUACUCACUCAAAAGGAUCUAAGGGAGGAGUGUGUAAAGUUGAAAACAAGAGUGUUUGACUUGGAGCAACAGAACCGAGCACUCAGCAUCCUGUUCCAACAGCGAGUCAGACCGGCUUCUGAUGUGCUCCUCCAGCAAACAUCACAGAUCUGGGAUAAAAGACUGAGUAUCGAUUCUUCGCUCCCAAGUGGCUUCACCAGCCCCGCAGAUGAACUACCUCCAACCCGUAUCAAAGAAAGCCACAUUUUGGAAGGGCUGAGGAAGCUACAGAAGCGGAAAGUGUUACUUGAGUCACCAGCGUCGGUGAUGAGCAAAUGGGGUUAUAAAGAUUGCAUGAACUCGAACGAGGGGAUCUAUUCGCCCGGGAUUAAAAACAGCAUCCUUAAGGAGUGUCCCCCCUGCCAGUCACCUGGCAGAGGGAUCCCCUGCCAGAAUCUCCAUCAGACCUUCAACUAUGAUGCAAAUUCUCAUGAGUAUGCACACGAAGAAUUCCUAUCCUCAGCCUCGCCAAGAACAUCUCCGAGCCAGGGCUGCAGGAUACAGGGCAGUAAAUUGACACAUAGUGUUUCAGACAGUCUAUUCACCUGGGAGCCACAUAGAAAAUACUUUGCAGAAGGUACAGCCUCAGUUUAUACCAGAGAAAUGCCUGAAAGGCUAGCUCGUUGUGCUAGCCACUGCCCCUUAGAGAGGAAACUAUGCCCCAGCAUUCACCUGCCCUGGGUGCAAAGAGAAAGGGAUCCACACAGCCGAGGUCCUGGCCAUGUGCCUCUGAACCUUCAACUUUCAGACACUGAUGACAAUGAAACCCUACAUGAGCUGCACAUAGAGAGCAGCGAUGAGAUAAGCCCUUCAGACUUGUCCUUGACUGGGGACACCGACAGGUCCAUGGAGAACCUAGGGGUGAAAUUUGAAAAGUCUGAAUGUGUCUCUCAUGAUAAGGGGAAAGAAGAAUGUCCCACCCACUUAGAGACUAGUCCAAAAGCAUUCAGCUUCAUCAAGCAGCAAAGGGUUGUCAAGAGGACCUCUUCAGAAGAAUGCGUAACAGUUAUAUUUGAUGCAGAAAAUGGAGAGCCUGUGGAAUUCAGCUCUCACCAGGCUGGAGUUGUCACUGUUACCAGGGAUGAAAUUUCCAUCAGCUCAACCCCUGCUGGGCCCUCAGAGGAACUCACUGAACUUUCACCUCAGGGAAUUACUCAUUUCCAGCCAGGGGCUACUGCAAGAGACUAUCCUUUUCUGGGGAGACCUGAAGAAGAGUCUAAGACAAACAUUCCAAAAGAUGAAAAUGGUAUUCUCACAGCCCCGAAUGACUCCUUUAGCUCUCCAACUACAGUAACUCAGAAUUCCCCACGACCAAAGCUUGUUAAACCAACACAAGGAGUAGCCUGGCAGAGUAAUUCUAGAUCUGUGGCAAACAUGAGUGUCUACACAAAGCAAGGUCUGACAAAAAUUCCUUCCAGAAGCAAGACUUCACCUCAAAAAUCAAAACUGGUGGACCCUAUGCUUACCACCCUAGUCCCUUCCAGUGGCCUAGUGACUCUUGCAAAAACACCAGCAUCCCCUACGGGGAAACUCUCACAGUGUAUAAAUGCAGAGAGCCCCAGUACUUUCUGUGAUGUACAGCCAGAAUCACACAUUCCAAAACAUCCCACCCAGCUUCCUCAUAACCCCAAAAUUUCCAAUAAGAAGAAUUGGGUUCAAUGCCCCAAGAGUCAGACUGCAGGGAUCCAAUCAAGGCAUCUCAUGGGGAAAAGUGACAAUGGCGAAUCCCCCACGAGGGCCAAACGCUGUGGCUCUGAGCCAAAGACAAGAAUGAGGUCUCCCUCCCCUCCAACUCCUCCAGGGAGGUCAGUCUCCCUCUUGGUCAGACCCAGUUAUGACUAUCCACCACUACCAUCACCUGCCAAACCUGAAACUAAGGCCCCUGGUGACACCGUAAAUACAGGGUUGAAGUCCCCAGUGUUGAAAGCAUCCUCUGCUCCUCUCGUCUCUUCCAGUCCAACUAUGUCAGAAAUACAGAAGAAGCCAUCUGUGGCAUCCAGGAAGUCUGCUUUCCCUACAGCUCUUCCCCCCACCCAAGCAGUGGUGCAUACCCGCUACCCUGAGCACACGUCCUCCAGCCCAUUUGCCGUGACGACUCCAGGGCCUACGAAAGUCUCUCCAAAAAGAGGCAUCCCUAAAGCUCCCCAUCCCCAAGCACUUGGAACCACCCACAUGGACACAGACUUACAGACACCCAAGACUCGUCCUUCAAGCUAUGAACUGCUAGAGGUGACAGCCUGUAAAAACCUGUCUCCAGGGAGAAAAGGACAGUUAAGUGACAGCACUGUGACGCCCCACAGGCCUUCCUUCUCAGGACCGAAUGAAUUCUUGACACCUCAGGUUAAUAGUCCAUCCUCAUCUUCCUCAUCCUGUAGAAACCAGGGCACCUCACAAGGUGGCCAAAAUCCUCCCGAGAAAGGACCGAAAACUUGCCUCCCAGUAGGACUCAGAGUUCUCAUGAAGUCUCCUCAGUUGCUCAGGAAAACGUCUAUGGUACCAGGGAAACAAGAAAAGGAUAGCUUAAACGAAGCGUCUCGAAGUUCUGUGACAGCGAACAAGUCUAAUCCUGAGGACUCCAAAGACCCUGCAAGUGUGGAGACCUCAAGCGGUGAGAGAACCACAGCCUUACUAGGUCUGAGAGGUCCAGAGAGUCUAGCUAGAGGUCUUGGCUUAGAGUCAACACUGCCAGAGUCAUUGGAAAGCAGCAUCUCCAGAGAUGAUGGGAGAGACGGGGUAGACAGCAGAGCCAUAAAAAGAUCCUUCUCCUCCAGCAAGCCACACCUAAAGCCUGCUCUAGGCAUGAAUGGAGCCAAAGCUCGGAGUCAGAGCUUCAGCUUCCACUUGGGAGAGAAGCCUUCCACACCCCCAAUAGAAGGGCCAGGCAAGAUUCGAACCCAGAUUAUUACCAACACGGCUGAGAGAGGCAAUUCUCUCACCAGACAGAACAUCUCCAUGGAGGGGUCCCCAAGCAAGACCCCCUCUGUCUCAACACCUGAUAAUCUGCCCAAUGCUGGAAGGCCCCUGGGAAACCCCUUUUCCAGGCAGGGUUCUCUCUGUAGCACAGGGAGUUCUAGUAGCCAGCAUGGAAGCCCAAGCAAGUUAUCUUUGAGGAUGCUCACAAGGCCAGAAGGACUCCUCACUCCUGGGGAGGAAGACCAACGGUUCUCUACUCAGGAAGAAUGUCCUGGGAGAGGAGUACAUGAACAAUCUAGCAGUAACCACCAUAGGCAUCCAUCAUCUACUCUAUCAGACUGCCCUCAAUCCCUGCAAGUCCCAGGGAGGAUGCAGCGUCCAAGCAAUUUGGAAACAAAUGGGAUAUCUAAGCUAGAAACUUCUGGAAGGCAUCCAGAUGCUUCUCCAACUGGGACUAGUGUCGUGAGCCCAGAAGCCCCCCUCUCACCCUCCAUCGAAGAAAAGGUCAUGUUGUGCAUUCAGGAGAAUGUGGAAAAGGGCCAAGCACAGACAAAGUCCGCCUCUGUGGAAGUGAAGCCUAGGGCAGGGCCUUCAUUCACCAGCUGGUUUGGUUUUCGAAAGAGCAGGCUUCCAGCUCUCAGUAGCAGGAGAAUGGAAGCUUCCAAGAGUAAAGUGGAAAAGAAAGAUACAAAACUGAAAUCCGAGAGGAAAAAAGAAAAGAAGAAAGCUGAAGUACAAUCGAAGAGAGAAAACGAACUGAGUAGGGGUACCAAAAAGGCAGAUGGUCAGAGUCCAGACGAUGGUUUGCAAAACACAGAGAGUCUGAAAGCGACCCAAGACAUUUAUAACCAAAUGAAGUCAGAGCCAAGGAAUAGACCCAGCCCUGCUGUAUGCCCAACAAACGAUGCCUUCAUGACAGAACUUCUAAACAGAGUUGAUAAGAGAGCCGCUCUACAGACAGAAAGUGGAUCAAAAGGUGUCUCCCGCAGGAGCGUGUUAGAGGGCACCUCCCAGGGCUCCUGUUUCGCCAGCGGCUCUGUGAGCACUCAAGGAAGUCAAAAGAAAAACAUCAAAACCAAAGUCGAUAUGGAAAAACCAAGAGAAUCCUUGGGGGCAGAAGUCGACGAAGAUGUACAAGAGGAUGAAGAAGAUAGAGUUGCUGACGCUGCACUCCAAAGCCACGUAAUAGAAUCGCACUGCCAGAUGAGAACAUUGGACAGCGGGAUUGGAACCUUCCCCCUCCCGGACUCAGGAAAUCGCUCAAUGGGACGAUACAUAUGCCAGCAGGACUCCCCAGAGGACACUGAUCCCCUCCUACCUCUCCAGCCAGCCCCUUCCAUGCCAUCCUCUGCCAGAGCCCAAACCCUUGACCGUGAAGUGCCUUCCUCCACAGACAGCCAGAGCUCCUCAGAGUCCACGAUCAUCCAUUCCGUAUCUGACCCCAGCAUGAUGGCCAGAGGGAUGAGAGCCUCACAGAGUCACCUUCCCAAGCCCACCACCUCAGGAAAAACUAGUUUUGAAAAGCAGAAUGGAGCAGAGUCAAAAGCUGCCACUGGCCCAUCAUUUGAAUAUGCUGAGGAUGCAGUGCCAAGUGAGCCCCUUUCAGGAUGGAGGGGCGAAGAUGCUACUACUGAGAACCAGGAACUGAAACAAGUUGAAGAAACAAAAGAAGAUCCUGAGAAUAGAUUAUCUGAAAUUUCCCUGGAGUCAUUCAAUAAAUUUAACAGCAAUACUGUGAUUUUAUUAGAAAAAGAGCAGUCUCCAAGUGAGGUUGAAGGACAAAAGGAAGAAAAAGGCAAAGAGACAGAGGUGUCAUUGAGUAGCUCGGAUAGGCCUGGGGUGGACCACGUGGAGUCUCUGAGUGACUCUCUGUAUGAUAGCUUCUCCUCGUGUGCAAGUCAAACUUCCAACGCCUAGCGGAAGAGCAUCCCUCAGUGAGACUCAUGCAUGGUGCACAGACUCCAGACCGGGGGCUGCAGGAGCACUAACUCCAGAGAAGCUGAUAGCAGCCAGUACACCAGCGUUUACUUCCCUCACGGACUGAUAAAGAUCGCCUCUACUCACUGUGUUUCAAGAGGGUUAAAAAGCAAAAUAUGAUAGAGAAUUCUCAAUGUUUGCACUUUUUUUUGAGUAUUUGUACAAAAGCUGUAAAUUUGGGGGGAAGAGAAAUUAUAUUUGUAGGGGAAGAAGGAUAGCAAUAAAGAGAGUUGGCGCCAUGCUCUUGAAAUGAUGCAUUAAGUUCUAGAAGUCGAUAAUAUAUAUUUUUUAAAAAGCCCAACUAAAGAUUCUGUGAAGGUAAUCAUCUUGGCCAUCAAGUCAUUUGUGCAUAU
Molecule: messenger RNA, 6143 nt
Organism: Rattus rattus (black rat)
Lineage: Eukaryota; Metazoa; Chordata; Mammalia; Rodentia; Muridae
Gene: Nckap5
Product: NCK associated protein 5
Exons: 14
Coding region: 394-5730 (1778 amino acids)
Biological process (GO): microtubule bundle formation; microtubule depolymerization
Cellular component (GO): microtubule plus-end
Source: RefSeq, a predicted model, not a curated record